Messenger RNA from Colletotrichum godetiae, 811 nucleotides. RefSeq lists its product as uncharacterized. NCBI's taxonomy places the organism in Eukaryota, Fungi, Ascomycota, Sordariomycetes, Glomerellales, Glomerellaceae. The transcript has 2 exons. The record is from RefSeq and is a predicted model, not a curated record. The coding region runs from base 117 to 662 and encodes 181 amino acids.
CCCGUCUGUGGCCCCCCCGAAGCGCCCACCGAAGUUCGGUGCGGGUUGCUCGGCAUAGUAGUGGGGUCUAGGCGGGCGCUUCGGGGUGCGGUGCACCAAAGCUAAUUCAAUUUCGGAUGAUUCCUAGUCUAUGGUUUAGAUGGUGUAUAAAUAUCCAGUGUAGACGACACAGUGUAGUAUCAACCCUCUGUGUCUCCAGUCUCAACACUAACAUGGAUGCCCCCAAACUUGACUUACUUCCGCUCAAGAAGCGUGAUAGAACCAACGAGAACUUUGAAAAAGUCAGAGAGAACAUUAUGCGACGAUGCAAUGAAAUAAGCCAUCGCUACCAAACGGACGUCUAUAUUACAUUACGAAGGAAACAUAAACAUUAUGAAUAUAGCUCUACUGAGGACCCGUCGUGGCCGAUGUCGAGAGCUGAUAUGGAAAGGAUCUAUCCUGUGCCUCUGAGAAAGACGCCAGCCAAUUUUGUCCGUCGCAGAAGCCGUACAACAAAGGCGCACCUAGACCCCGUGAGAUCUGCGCCCUGGGCCGAAAAACUGAAGGCAUGCGCAGGUGAGGAGGACCCUAGGAACCCUACGCCAAGCAGUUUUGUCGGCGCAAAUGCAGGGGUGAUUGGUCUACAAGGGGCAGCCGUGAAUGAGUCACUACCACUCGCUUAAAUAGACAAACAUUAUUUAUAACCAUUUACCACUGAAGAGGCACCUUUAAUGAGGUCGCAUAUUGCCAGCCUAAACUUGAUUUGGGGGAUGCUCUUUAGAAGAUGUCCUUUGGGGGAUGCCCUUUGGGGGAUGCCCUUUGGGGGGAUGCC